Messenger RNA from Actinia tenebrosa (Australian red waratah sea anemone), 1881 nucleotides. RefSeq lists its product as uncharacterized. Gene Ontology annotation, molecular function: hormone activity; extracellular matrix structural constituent conferring tensile strength. The record is from RefSeq and is a predicted model, not a curated record. Lineage: Eukaryota; Metazoa; Cnidaria; Anthozoa; Actiniaria; Actiniidae. Gene Ontology annotation, cellular component: extracellular region. Gene Ontology annotation, biological process: extracellular matrix organization.
UUAAUUCAAAUAAUCGAAAGGAAAAAAAACUUAUAGAAAUCCAACCACAUUCGGUGUCCUAGUGCCCUUGGGCAGAUUCAAUAUAUACAAUGUUUCUACAUGUCAAUCAAUUGCACAGUUUAACCCGACCAUGAAUACCCAUCACGCACAAAGGGAAACCACUUCGAAGCAUUUUCGAGUCCCAAAGUACUGCUGUGUUCCUUGAGUACAAAAUAAAAUUAACUCAAGCUUAGCCUCAUAUUAGUGUCUUUGAAAAUCCACAAACACCAACAGUAAAGUAAAGAAUGCACAACUUCUACAAUACAAACACUAUGAAAUUCCACGGACCUUCACUGAAACAUGAAUUUUCCGCACAAAAUCGAGGCUAACCCUGAGCAACAGACAACUCGAAACUAAAGUAUUGGGUUUCAUUUCUGCUCUGCCAAUAUUGAUGCCGGAAUCAUUUCAAUGAUCUCAUCAGCAGAUUUCGUUACCCCACGCAGAAUAUCGAGCUGGCUACUGGAAUCAAAUAAUUUCUGCUCUGCCUAAGACUUUGGCGGAAUACGUGUUAUUGAAAUGAAGAUUACCUUUUGACCUCAUUAAUCCGCCAGAGAAUAUCUCGCUCUGGUUACGAUCUCGACAGGAAUAAAAUGCAAAACGUCCUUUAAGAUCACCCAUUCAAACCGAGACCUGGUAUCAAGAACAUAUCCAUUUUUGGUGUAGUUGCAUGAUGUUAGUCAGAGUCAAGGUUCUUGUGUUAGCGUUUGUGUUGAUCCCAACGAUAUGUCGUGCAUUCCUUUUUCAGCGGAAAUAUACGCGUCCGUCCACUAGGCGUCCUAGGCUUCCUAGGCUUCCUACGUGUCCUCCUGUAGGUCUUCGAGGACCGAAAGGCGAGAAGGGCUUUAAAGGCGCUAAAGGUGACGCAGGGUUACCGGGUCUACACGGUCCAAAAGGAGUUAAAGGUGAUCCUGGUCCUAAGGGACAGGAAGGUCGUGAGGGACCAAAAGGUGAACCUGGUCUAAUGGGACCUCCUGGUGUAAAAGGAAUGGAUGUUUACCUUGGUAUGGAUGGAGACCCUGGUUUGUCAGGGUUUCGUGGUGAACCUGGUAUACCCGGUAAAAAAGGUGCCACUGGUCCUAAGGGACUUCCUGGUUCGGGUUUAAAGACGUAUCCUGGUCCUCCUGGUGAACCUGGUGAACCGGGGGAAAUUGGUUUGCCUGGUGCACACGGUCAAUAUGGUGCUGUUGGUCCUAAAGGCAAUCCUGGUGUACGCGGUAUCAAGGGAUAUCCGGGAUGGCCGGGAAAUCCUGGAGAAAAGGGAGAUGAUGGUAAUCCUGGUGACAAGGGACAAAAAGGUCUUCCUGGUCAUAAGGGAGACACUGGUUACCCAGGAAGAAAAGGUGCAUCAGGUCCUAAGGGAUCUCCUGGUGUACCAGGGAAAGAUGGUACUCCUGGUGUACCUGGUAGAGAUGGUCCUCCUGGUCCAGUUCCUACACUAAAGUGCAUCCAAGUACAGACCGAUGGAAACAAUGCCAACUGCCCUCCUGGCUACAAAGUUAUUGGUUGUGCUUGUGGGAAGAACUGUGGCUCAUGGGCAAUGCAAAAUAAUUUCACUCAGUGUUCCUGUUAUCUCAGCUGUAACUCAGGCAAACCACUCGACUGGACCAGGGCAAUUUGUUGUCAAAUAUCUGCUGUGGUAACUGGUACCAUUUCUGCACAAUAAUGACACUCCCUCAGAAUCUCAUCCAUAUAGAUGAUCAGUAGUAUCUAAUAGUAAACCUUAAGAUAGAUACCAGUUUUUCUGAACCUGCUCUUCUUUGUCUAACAGUUGUACAGUAUAGAUUUACAAGAUCUUUAGCAACUUUUUUAUUUCCUGUGCAAUAAAGUUUAUGUCAGUAUAAA